AUGGCUUCUUCUUCUUCUUCUUCUUCUUCUAAUCCCCCUCCACAAAAGUACGAUGUGUUUAUAAGUUUCAGAGGUGCAGAUACCCGGGACACUUUUACCAGCCAUCUCAAAGCUGCUUUAGGUCGCAAGAAAAUUGAGACCUACAUGGAUGACAAACUUGGGAUGGGGGACAAAAUUGGACCUGCCCUCUUGCAAGCGAUCGAGAAAUCAAAGGUUUCGUUAAUCGUUUUCUCGAAAAACUAUGCCUUUUCCACGUGGUGUUUGGAUGAACUUGCGCACAUAUCGGAAUGCAAAAAAAGAUACGGACAAAUUGUCAUACCCAUUUUUUAUGGCAUAGAUCCAUCACAGGUACGGAAACAACAGGAUAGUUAUGCAGUUGCAUUUGCUCAACUUGAAGAACGUUUCGAGGACAACAUGGACAAAGUGCUCAUGUGGAGAAAUGCCUUGAAGGAAGCAGCCGAUAUGUCUGGCUUCGAUAAUUCAAAAAGAACAGGGACGGAGGCUGAUUUGAUUGAGAAAAUUGCCGAAGAUGUUUUGACCAAACUGAAUCGUGCAUCGUCAAGUGAUGUAAAGGACCUGGAUCAAUUUUAUUCAAGGAAAAUUGAGGAAAUUGAAUCGUUAUUAUGCCUUAAUUCACCAGAUGUUUGCACUGUAUGCAUUUAUGUAGGCAUUUGGGGCAAGAGUUGGCUGGCCACCCUUGGGGAUGUUUUGUUUCACCGGCUGUCUUGUCAAUUUGAAGCUACUUGUUUCCUUGCAGAUGUUAAGGGGGUGUCAAAAAGUCAUGGACCGAAGCACUUGAGAAAUCUACUUCUUCGUGAUAUAUUAAAGGAAAAAGAUCUAAGUAUCGACACUAAAAAUGUAUCUCCGUUUAUUCAAGAAAGGCUCAGCCGUACAAAGGUCCUCAUUAUUCUUGAUGAUGUGAAUGAUUCAAGCCAGAGCGAAUAUCAAGCAUGUGCUGGUCGUCUUAAGUUUGGCCCUGGAAGUAGAAUCAUUAUAACAACUAGAGAUAGGAGUCUACAUAAGAAAACUGUUCAUCAUGAUAAGAUUUACAAGUUUGGUCAUAAGGACGGAUUGAUUUCAUGGGCAUUGAAGAGUGGUGUUUCCGCAAGAGAUGAUGGCUGCAUCCUUAAACGCACUCUACUCCACAUAGGGGCAAGAGGGGUCAAUUGA
Molecule: messenger RNA, 1170 nt
Organism: Prunus dulcis (almond)
Lineage: Eukaryota; Viridiplantae; Streptophyta; Magnoliopsida; Rosales; Rosaceae
Product: TMV resistance protein N-like
Exons: 2
Coding region: 1-1170 (389 amino acids)
Biological process (GO): defense response; signal transduction
Molecular function (GO): ADP binding
Source: RefSeq, a predicted model, not a curated record